Molecule: messenger RNA, 1287 nt
Organism: Mesoplodon densirostris (Blainville's beaked whale)
Lineage: Eukaryota; Metazoa; Chordata; Mammalia; Artiodactyla; Ziphiidae
Product: kelch-like protein 25
Molecular function (GO): protein binding
Source: RefSeq, a predicted model, not a curated record
AUGUCUGUGAACUUGGUUUAUGCUCAGAUUUCAAGUCCAAGACAUAAUCACCAUGGCAUACCAUUACAGAGCGAUACUGUGGUCAACAAUGAUGUAGAAGAGAAGAGGGAAGUCAGGCAGAGAAGUCGUCACAGUGACGACUUGUUAGAACGCAAAGGUCUCAAUCCAAGAGAGGAUCCUAAAGUAGGCGAACUAACUAAAUCUCCCAGGUGGUCUUUAAGGACAGCCCUAAACCCAGAAUUCAUUGCACUAAUCCAGCUUAAAUAUUUUAAGGGCGUGAACAAAUAUGAUGAGGUCAUUGAUGAGAAAGGGUUGUUUGCUUCUAUACCCAUCUUGGCAGCUGUAGCAGCUGUGGGGCCUCUGAGCGCGGCGGGUGGCGACGCCACGAGCGGUUGGCUCAGCGUGUCGGUCAGCGUCCAUGAGACCCACAAGUUGCGGAGCAGCACGGGCUCCAUGAACAUCACACUGUUCCACAAGGCCUCGCACCCCGACUGCGUGCUGCGCAAGCACCGCAUGUUCACAGACGUCACGCUCUGGGCUGGCGACUGCGCCUUCCCCUGCCACCGCGCCGUGCUGGCCGCCUCUGGCUGCUACUUCGAGGCCAUGUUCAGCCACGGCCUGUGGGAGAGCCGCAACGACACGGUCAACUUCCAGGACAACCUGCACCCCGAGGUGCUGGAGCUGCUGCUGGACUUCGCCUACUCGUCCCGCAUCGUCAUCAAUGAGGAGAAUGCAGAGUCGCUGCUCGAGGCGGGCGACAUGCUGCAGUUCCACGACGUGCACGACGCUGCCGCCGAGUUCCUGGAGAAGAGCCUGUUCCCGUCCAACUGCCUGGGCAUGAUGCUGCUGUCGGACGCCCACCAGUGCCGCCGGCUCUACGAGUUCUCGUGGCGCAUGUGCCUGGUGCACUUUGAGGCCGUGCGGCAGAGCGAGGACUUCAACAGCCUGUCUAAGGACACCCUGCUGGACCUCAUCUCGAGUGACGAGCUGGAGGCGGAGGACGAGCGCGUGGUCUUCGAGGCCAUCCUGCAGUGGGUCAGGCACAACCCGGAGCAACGCAAGGCCCACCUGCCCGAGCUGCUGCGCGGCGUGCGGCUGGCCCUGCUGCCGUCCGACUGCCUGAAGGAGGCCGUGUCUGGCGAGGACCUGCUCAUGGCCGACGAGCGCACGCGGCUCAUCGUGGACGAGGCACUGCGCUGCAAGGCCCGCAUCCUACAGAACGACGGCGUGGUCACCAGCCCCUGUGCCCGGCCGCGCAGGGUCCAGAUACCGUUUCCCAGGGAGUAA